AUGACGGGCUCCAGGCCGGCAUGGCGGGCCGCUGGGGUCGGCCCCGUGGGUUGGGCCGAGCAUGCCGGGCCUGCCGGGGCCAGCUCUUGGUUGGCGACGGCGACCGUGGCCGUGGGAGGCAUGCUGGAGUGGUACGACUUCGCGAUGUUCGGCUUCCUAGUGCCAGAGAUCUCCGCGGCGUUCUUCCCCGCCGCCUCCCCGACGACCUCCAUCAUAGAGGCGUGCAGCGUGUUCGGGGGCGCGUUCCUUAUGCGGCCGCUCGGCGGAGUCUUCUUCGGCCACGUGGGCGACGGCGGGCACGCGGGCGUGCUGAGCCCGCACAAGGCGCUGGAGGACUCCUUGCUGGCCAUGGCGGCUCCGACGGUGCUGCUGGGCUGUCUGCCCAGCCACGCGCAGGUGGGGAUCGCCGCCCCGCUCCUGCUCGUUCGGCUGGGCCAGGGGAUCGCGGUGGGCGGGCAGCUGGUGAGGGCCUGGAUGUUGGCGGAGCUCCAGGCCCCCCCGGGCUGGCAGAACGCCUACGUGUGCACGUCGCUCAGCGGGUGCUUCUUGGGCUCCGCCUUGGGGUCGGCUGUGAACUUCGUCUGCCGCUCGGUCUUCUCGGGCAAGGCCCUUCUGGCCUGGGCCUGGCGCGUGCCAUUCUUCUUCGGCGCAGCGCUGCCCGUUGCUGCAUACAUAGCGCAAGUAGUGAUGCGGCCGCAAGAGCAUGGGAGCAUGAACCUGGGAGAUGAUGACUGCGAUGUGCGUCUGGAGAGCGGUGAACCUGGGAGAUGA
Messenger RNA from Prorocentrum cordatum, 771 nucleotides. The record is from the annotation of a GenBank genome assembly. NCBI's taxonomy places the organism in Eukaryota, Dinophyceae, Prorocentrales, Prorocentraceae.